Molecule: messenger RNA, 3843 nt
Organism: Saxophila tyrrhenica
Lineage: Eukaryota; Fungi; Ascomycota; Dothideomycetes; Mycosphaerellales; Extremaceae
Exons: 2
Coding region: 1-3843 (1280 amino acids)
Source: RefSeq, a predicted model, not a curated record
AUGGCCCUUACGCCAGUGCUAAUCGCUGCGGUCCUCCUGGUCAUGUUCUCCAUACACCGGCUCGUUUUACCAGUGGUCGUGUGGUUCCUUCCAAGCCUGGAAUCUUUCUUUUACGAACUCGCAGUUUUCGGCGUAUACCGUGAAGCCAAGUACGUUACAUUGGACGUACGAGUACCUCAUGGAAACAUGGUCAAAUGGGACGACUCGUGUGACGACGGCCUGGUCUUCUUCGCUCCAUUCGGCGCUUCUGUCAAGCGGCCAGGACCGAUCAUCUUUGACGCAAAAGGAGAGCUAGUAUGGGCGAGCGAAUCCUUCGAGACAGUGAUGAACUUCAACGCUCAGAAGUACAAAGGAAAGACCUACCUGACCUUCUGGGCUGGAGAAAAAUCUGGUGGAGAAGGCUCAGGUACUGCCUUCAUGCUUGGCUCAAGCUACAAUGUUUGGAAGCAGAUUCGUGCGGUUGGUAAAGAGCUGCGAACUGACCUGCAUGAAUUCGCCAUUUCCGACGACGGACCUGCACUCGUUUCGGCCAUUGAGGACACUUUCGUCGACGCGAGGCUUCCAAGCUGGUGGUUCUUCCGCGAGGGCCAGUGGAUUGAGGAUAGUGUAUUCCAGGAGAUCGACAUCGAGACGGAUGAACUGGUCUUCCAGUGGAGAUCGCAAGAUCACUUCCGGCCUGAGGAUUCGUACUUUUGGAGUCCCUUUGCCGGCUACGUUCGAAGCCUCCCUUUCGACUUCUUCCAUCUCAAUAGCGUUCAGAAAGACUCCAAAGGGAGCUUUUUGGUCUCCUCGCGGCAUCUGCACAAGAUCAUGUACGUGAAUGGAACCACUGGCGAAGUUUUGUGGACUUUGGGGGGAGCACAGAACGUAAAAGGGCUGACGGACCUCUCGGGCGGACUGGCUAGUAGCUUUGAGUGGCAGCAUCAUGCUCGAUGGCAGUCUGAAGACGAAGGCAUCUUGACCCUCAUGGACAACGGUGCCGCCGGUGGCUUCCGUGGAACUGCCCAAUACAGCAAGGCUCUGAUGAUCAAGGUAGACCAUGCCAAUCGGACCGCCGAGCUUUUGCAUUGGUAUGCUCCAAUGGGCAAGACGAGGUCUCGAUCGCAAGGCUCGGUGGAGGUGCUCCCGAAUGGCAAUGUUUUCGUGGGCUGGGGUCCGGCGGCAGCAUGGUCAGAGUACAAUGUUGAAGGUGACCUGCUGUGUGAGUAUCACUUCGCAGCCUCGUCGAUGUUUUACUGGGCUCGCGUAAAGAGUUACAGGACAUUCAAGGUGUAUGACUGGAAGGGAGAACCUGACUACCCACCCACUGCCAAGAUAAAGGACGGCAAGGUGUAUGUGAGCUGGAACGGUGCAACCGAGGUGAAGUUCUGGAAGCUCCAAGGCGUAUAUGUUGACCAAUCUACGAUGAAGGAAGUUGAAGAUGACAUCGAGAUAUACGAGAAGAGAGGGUUCGAAUCGGCACUCAUCCUUCCCAAGUCUUCCAAGUAUGGGCAUUUCAGAGUGGCGGCACUGGACGCCAACCAGGAGACAAUCCGGACCUCGAGAAGAGCCGGAGAGGUGGAAAGCGACGGUUCCAAAGCCCACGUCUACAUCGGCAUGUUGAUUGUCAUUGCAGCCGCGAUCGGUGUCUGGUUUCUUUUGAAGCGAUGGGUCUGGCAGUCCGCACGUGGCCAGAACUGCAGGGAAAUGAGCUUGCCGAUACCAUUGGCCCGAUACCGCUACAACGUCGCGGGGGCCGAGUCGGUCCUGUCAGACUCAGAAGCAGACGUGCACUCGGUCUACGAUGAUUCUGACUUCGAGGACGAGGCCAUCUCAGCGGCUCCAGGACACUACAAGCGACACAGCAUCUCUCGAGUGCUUAUAAGGCAUCCUCGUCAACGCGCGACCAGCGACGCUAAGUCUCAGCAAGCAGACGAGGAGCGAGUACGAAGGGUUUCUUCAGGCGCUCCCACUUCGUACGUACCCUUGAGCAUACAACCAUCUCAGGCUGAAGACACUGCUCCUGUACUCGAUGCUGGACCCGUCAUCAAGCCGCCGCCCGACUAUGCGGCCGCGACUGCGAAUCAUGAGGAGGAAGAGCGACGAGCUCUGGCGCUCCGAGCACUGGGUUAUCGCGACGUCGAGGAUUUUCUAAUUCGGACCCGAGCGGAUGCGUUCGACAGUGCGCAUCCACUGGUUAGGAAUGGCCUCUUGGGCGAGCGCGGCACAUCCGACACUCGGCAGGAAGCCGCUGAAAGUGCUGGCGACUCGCACGAGUCUGCCUCUUCAUCUUCCGACCUCUACGAUCGAGAAAGAGGCGAGGCGACCUCACUCAUCAGUGAGAAGCCUACAGGACGACAGAACGAAGAGCGGCCAUGGAAGAUUCGAGAUCUUCUACGCCAGCACUGGUGCGUUGUCAUCAUGGGUGUCGUCACCAUGUGCGCCGUCCUUUCGACGGCGCUGCUUGCAAGAGCUUCGCAGCGACCGCAAACUGUCGACGAAGAGCCGUCGGCGUUCUCGCCAUCCGAACAGACUGAGCCUCAGCUACCACAUCCCCGAGUCGUCGGCUGCAAAUGGUCUAACUUCCAGUCUACAUCGGCAGAAUUCCCUUGGUACACUAAGGACGGCGAACUAGGCACGUGGAACCCUUUCAACCUCUCCUUCGUUGAGGAUAUUCCCGAAUUGCCUCGAAACAUACGAUUUUCUGGCAGCAUCACAAUCACGGAGAAGGACGAUUUCAAGGUGUCUGAGUCUCAGUUAUUGGUUGAUGUCGCCACCACCCACGGCUUGAAAGUCCCCAACAUCGACUACCGAAGCCCGACCCCCGGAGCAUUGGAGCUUCUCCAACCACACUUUAAGAUGCAGGCCACCCAAGGCUGUAUGGAUGUCGCGAUCCGCAUCACUGUACCUUUCAGGUAUUUCGACCUGGAUACUGUGAUCGUGAAUACCACGCACUUCGACAUCAUCUUCGAGGAACUGGAAACCUUCAAGCCAAAGUACGACCCGUGGACAGACGACUGGACAAGCGGCUGCGAUCUUUGGAAUACCACUUUCCACUCCUCUCGUGGCAACAUCACAGGUCAUGGCUGGGAGUCACAAAACACGGUUGUCACCACUGGCGAAGACGGCUCGAUUUUUGGAACUUGGCCUAUGAAGGAUGAGCUUACACUGAAGUCCAAACGCGGCGAUAUCAUAGUCGGAGUCGCGCCGCAGAACCGAUCUACAGAUAGAGAUGAGGACCCUUUCCCUUGGUUUCGGGCCAAUCAGCCCACCGCGAAACUAUCCUUCGGCACAGAGAGCGGCAACAUACAGACCGAGAUCAUCCGAAGUGAAGGCCAGGCGAAGGUCCCCAACAGGGAAUUUGUCGUCGAUGUACAGUCCACAAGCGGAGACGUUGAAGGCGUCUACUUACUGGGCACUAACACUUCAAUCAAGACUGGAUCUGGAGACAUGAACAUCCGGCUGGUUCCUGUAUACUCCAAUCAGACAUACCUCGCGUUCAAUGCUGAGACGACAGGAAAUAAAACAAGCUAUGUCUGGCUCAUGGAACCCAUCAUCUUUCUUCCUGACGCCAGGGAACCCAUAUCAGCGGCAGAAUCGCCUGCCGAAACGAAGAAGUGUCUGAAUGUCCUCCACAUGCAGCACUUGAUGCAGGGUGGCUGGUUGCAGUACACCCUCCCGGAUGUCUGGGGCGGAACGGCUCACUUGAGAUCCCAUACCAUCCAGGAGACGAUAUACAACCGUGACUUUCUUCAUGUCCUCGAGAACAGGACGGAUUUCAUGUCCCUCCGUCGGGAUGGAGGCAAUGCUUCCUUGGACCUGGAAAGUGUAGAGGGCGGGAUAUACCUGGAUUACUACGAAUGA